This is a messenger RNA of Candidula unifasciata, 878 nucleotides long. NCBI's taxonomy places the organism in Eukaryota, Metazoa, Mollusca, Gastropoda, Stylommatophora, Geomitridae. The record is from the annotation of a GenBank genome assembly.
GUUUGAUUCUCAGUAGCCAGCAGUUGGGGUACACUUUUGUCAAGUUUAUCGGUGGAACUCUCGCAGAUAUACUUGACCCUGGACUGACCUUCGUGACAUGUCUACUGCUGACAGGCAUUACCUGUGCUGCUUUCACAGCUGCAGCCUCUGUGAGUUUGUUUGCUGUGAUUUGGUUUCUCUGUGGCAUGGCUCAAGGACCUGCAUGGUCUGCUUGUGCAGUACUGCUGAAACAGAACUUUCCACCUGAUCAGUUUGCCACUUGGUGGAGUAUUUUGUCCACUUCUAGUAAUGUGGCCGGUACUGCAGGACCAUUUGUGUCACAAGCGAUUGUUAGUGCAUUUAGUUGGAGGGCUUCUCUUCUUACAGCUGGAAGCAGUUUCAUCAGCAGUCAGGAAGUUGGAGGAAUUAUGGGAUCAAUACUGACAGGCUACAUAUCAGACUAUUUGGUUUCCAAGGGUGAAAAAACAACUAGAUCAAGAUUAAAAAUCAUAGUUUUACUGUCAGUGCUGGAAACACUGGGACUGUAUUUACUUAUUUUCCACACCACCCACCAGUCCUUCCAGAUCUUUAUGAACUUUUUUGGCUUUUUGGUUGGCUUUGGGAUGUAUGGAAUCAUUUCGCUGCUUGGUGUUGCCUCUAUGGAACUUGCACCUGAAAACUUAUCUGGCACCGCACAUUCCCUGGCCACCCUUGGCGGAAACAUUGGUCGUGUGAUGGCAGGAUAUCCACUGAGUGUUAUCGCUACCUGGAGGACAUGGCAUGAGAGCUUCCUGGUAGUUUUGUUGGUCAGUGUAGCCUGCAUCGUUGUGUCCAUUGUGUGUCUACAAAUGCUUCAGUCCAGAGAUGUAGCAAAGAGGAAGUCAGAACAUAGUGCUUAA